CGUGUUGUUCAUGCAAUUACCGAACUGCUGCAGGCACAUGGCAACGAUAGCUUAAACGAUAAAUAAACGAAUGACUGAUAGAUGUGCUAUUUUUAUUGCACCGGGGGGCGCUUGAAACCAACAAUAGCACGCAGCAGAUUUCUCCACCGUCUCCGUGACGGGACUCCGCACACAGCUGUCAUGACUCGUGUUGUGAGCGCUGGAAGAUUUCUGAAGAUGCCGAACGCUGGCCGGCGAGUUACCGAGAAUAUGUGGAUUAAUAAGAAAACCCAGUGAAGCUUUAAUACAUCAGGUCAUCCCCUGGACUGGACGGCACUGCGGCGACGCGAUGGCAGGGAUCAUUAAAAAGCAAAUACUGAAACAUUUGUCCAGGUUCACGAAGAACCUCUCCCCAGAUAAGAUCAACCUGAGCACGCUGAAGGGCGAGGGGCAGCUCUCCAACCUGGAGCUGGACGAGGAGGUUCUGCAGAACAUGUUGGACCUGCCCACCUGGCUGGCCGUCGCCCGCGUCUACUGCAACAAGGCUGCCAUACGGAUACAAUGGACAAAGCUGAAAACCAGUCCCAUUUGCCUGUUUCUUGAUAAGGUGGAAGUAGAAAUGAGAACCUGUGACGAGCCACGCCCACCCAAUGGCCCCUCCCCUAUCGCCAUCACAGCAGGUCAAAGUGAAUACGGCUUUGCUGAGAGGGUGGUGGAGGGCAUGUCUGUGGUCAUCAACUCCAUCGUCAUUAAAGUCCAAGCGCGAGCCUUCCGCGCCUCCUUCGAGCUGUGGCAGCUCCAGGGCUGCAGCCUGAACCCCAAGUGGCAGAAGACAGACCUGAGAUACACACGCAUCACACACCCCAAGAGAGGAGAGGUUUUGACCUUUAAGGAGAUUAACUGGCAGAGUCUCCGUAUAGAGGCGGAUGCUAUGGAGAGUGAAGACCAGGACCUGGGCAGCACACCGCUGCGCCUAAUCACCAAUCAGGGCCGAAUCCGCAUCGCCCUCAAACGCAGGGUGAAGGACUGUAACGUUCUUGCCUCCAAGCUGCUCUUCAUCCUGGACGAUCUGCUGUGGGUUCUGACCGACUCGCAGCUCAAAGCCGUCAUCCACUACGCCGAGUCCCUCAGCGAAGCCAUGGAAAGGUCCGCCCAGCAGAGGAAGAGCACGGCGGCCGAGACACUGCAGACGGCUCCUCCCUCCCCUGGGCCGCAUCACGCGUGGGCGGAGCCUCCCCCUGCCGCCGUGGGAACGCCCAGCACGCUGGCGCAGUAUUUCGACCUCCAUGACGUGAAGGAGUCGUCCUACCACACAUUCAUCUCCCGCCUGGACCUGCACGUCUGCAACGACGGCCCACCCGUCCAGUCCGACGAGCCCCCGAUUCCUGGCUCCCAGGGCGCAAUGCAGUUGACCUUUCGUAAGCUGGGCUGUGAUUACUACCCUUUCCACAGGCCAGGUGACGACUGCCGACACUGGGAACACUACUGUGGAGCAAUGGACACUAGGACUCAGUGGGUAGCCAAACUGCUGCAGGACUUCCAGAGGAGGGUGGAGAACUCAGGCUUCCCCGCGCCCCCAGGCUGGAGACCCCCAGGAAACGUGGAGGGCAGUCCCAACGGGAGUCCGUCCUCUCUCGGGGGUACAGCGGCACCAGCAGCGCCAGGGGACGCUCUGAAGAUGCUGCGCUCCAGCUGUAUGGUGGUGCGAGUGGAUGACUUGGACAUCCACCAGGUGUCCACUGGGGAACGCACCAGCAAGCCAAAGCAGUCCCUCCUGUCCUGCAACCGCAAGUCCCUGAAUCUCCCGGACAACACGCCCGCCAUCCACCUGCAGUUCACCGAGUACUACUACCCCAGCUGCCCCGGCGUGCCUGUUCCCUGCUCUAAUCUGUAUGGCCAGCUGAAUGGCCUCCAGCUGUUUGCCGACGUUCCCAGCCUGGUGUGGAUGGCAGUGUUUUCCCGGGGUCUUCUCCAGACCCUGGAGCAGGUCAAAGCCUUCUACCACCUGCAGGACAGCAGCAGGAGCGAGGAACAUGUCGACGUCCGAGUGGACGCCACGCACCUCAAGCUGAUCGUUCCUCUGGACUCCUCCAUCUUGGAUCAUCCCGACCGACCUCAGCUGCUGUGCGCCGCUCUUCCCCAGGCGGUGCUCAGCAACACCCGUCACUCCCCGCACGGUUCCUACGGCGACCUGCGCGACACCUGCUCCAGUUUCGGCGCGCGCCCCUUUUUCCGGGCCGCCUCGGCGCGGGGCUUCCCGUGCGAGCCGAACGUUUUCCACCCCCUCCCGCCUGCCUUCCUCCGCGCCGCUGCGCUUGACGAACCCCAGGCCUUCAGCCGGCCGCCCCGGGCACGGGAUGUCUGGGGCGUGAGCCUGUCCCGGGUGGCGCUGGGCUUCGAGGGACCACGACGGGCUCCCAGGGGCCGAGUGCUGCCGUUCAUGGAGCCGUUCACAGCGGCUGUGUGGAUGUGCCGUCCGGCUGCCUUCCCGCUGGGCCCCUCGCCACCACCUGGCCCUGCCAGCCUAAGCCCCGCCUUCCCAGGACAGGAGGAGGGGCCCGAGUGUCCUGCAGCGGAUGUACACGUCCUAGCGCAGGCCGUCACUCCGGUCAGGGUGUGGCUUAACCACUACCAGUACCUGGCACUGCUGCGGGUCAAGGACUCGCUGUCCCGGCUGGCUGCGGACCUGGGCCGGGACACGCGGGACCCCCACGGGAGGAACCCGAAGCUGGCAGAACCUCCCACGGCGUGCGUGUCUGUCCUGCUGGAGGUGCUACAGGUCGGGCUGCUGUUGCCGCCAGCCACGGAGGAGGAGCCCAAGGAGGAGGCCGUGUCGCGAGAGGGCUCGGACAGCCAGAGCCUGACGGACUCCGAGGAGCCCGCGCAGGGCCGGGAGGAGGAUGGAGAGGGGGAGGUCUCUGUAGAGGAGGCAUGCGAAGCGCUCGAAGAGGGGCCUGCUGAGCAGACCGGCAGAGUCGCGACCUCGGCCGCGAGCCCUCCGCCCUCGCCGGGAAUCGUCCUCGUCACGGACACGUCCACUUUCAGCCUGGAGGGAGAGCUGUCCAGCGCCCUCAGCGCCACCAAGGAUGUGACUAAAGACGCGCUGAGCGCCUCUCUGGACCUCACCAAGGGGGCGCUGUCCAUCACGAGGGACGCCUUCAGCAUCCUGAGCCGGGGGUCGCCCGUCACCAAGCUGUUCAGCGCCAAGGAGCCAGGCUUGCGAGCAGAUGAACUCAGCACCCCCUUAAUGGGCGGGGCAUGUCGACAGCCCCUUAAACACUCCACUUCCCAGAAUUCCUGUGACAGUGCCACUCUGGAGAGCAGCAUCGCUGACGAUGGCGUCUCUGUGGACAGCGACACCAGUGAAAACUUCAUCAUAAUCCAGGACUCUGACUCAGGGCUGGAGUCCAUGCGCCCCAACGGUACUGCAGUGGCCCCUGAUCUCAGGGUCAGUCCUCCACCGGGGAUUGAGGGGGCUUCGUCUGCAGAGAUGAGCAUCUCCCUGUCUCAGAGCACUGAAGACAUCACACACGACACAGUCUCAGUGCUCCUCCUGUCUGUGGGCGGAGUCAGCUCUGUGGUAGAGCUUCAUGGGGAAGAUGUUGUUAUGGCGACGGAGGCCCAGUCUCUCACCAUGAAGCAGCUGGGCAACCAGAAAAUGAGCGGCCUGCUGGCAGGCAUGGCGCUCGCACAGGCUGCUUCCUCCUCUCACGCGGCCCCGCCCUCCCCUGGCCCACGGUCUCUGUGCUGCCCCCCUGUGGUGGCUCUGCGGAUGGAGCUGGGGCCCGGCGCCGGCCGUCACUGUGCUGCCGCGGAGGGCGCGGGUUUCCUGGAGGCGUGCGUGCGGGGUUGCCGGGCAGAGCUGUCCACCUCCGCCCUGAACACUCUGGGUCCCUUCUUGGAGGAUGAGCUGAGCGCAGAUGCCCAGCCGCUCAGACUGUCCAUGCACGACACCAGGCUCACUCUGAAGGACGACGGCCCACGGGUUUAUCCCACUGCACCCCAGCCCACCCCUGCGUCCUUCUUCCUGGACGGUGUGGUUCUGGAACGUCUGGAUGAUGGCGUCCUCACACUGAGAUGUAUCGGCAGCCAAUCAGGAGACAGAGCUGCAGGAGCAGGCCAGAACCACGACACGACCUGCUGUGGGCCUGGAGAAGAGGGCAAGACUCUGGAGUCUCAACUCUCUGACACCCAGGCCGCACUCACUGCUGCUCUCUCUGACCGGGAGCGCCUCCUGCUGGAGAUUCACAAAUAUGACCCUUUCUUCAACCUGUGAGCUCACACUGGAGGAGCCUCCAUGUCUCAGUAACGCCGAGUCUUCCAGUAUAGUCUCCCUCUCUCCCUCACUCCCCCAGUCUCUACCUCCUCCCCGUGGUGACGGUAUCACCUGGUCUUCUCUUUGAAUGCUCUCGUACACUCUAGUUGAAAUGACUCAGCCCUCACAGGAUCCCAGCACAGUGGGAGGGGCAUUCUGCACUUUGGGCCACACCCCCUGGCCUACUCUCCCAGUAUCUACAUGCUCUCUGUUCCACUGGGGCUCCAGUAGCAUCUCAGUAGGAGUGCACCUCCACCUACCUACAAUGCACCAUUUCCCUGUAGACACCACAGCUCUGCUGUUUUCCAGAUGUGUAGUUGUACAGUAAAGUGGUAUAGUUUUAAAGGCUACUAUUUAGCUGUAUUAACUGUGUGUGGUGGGGGGGGGGGUGUUGGGUCUUAAAAAAUGCAAUGCACUGUAGGAAAGCAGUGCUGAGUUUGAGUUAAACUGUGUAUGUCCGUAUGUGUGCGUUAUCAGGUGCCAUAUUGACAGGCUAAUGCACUCAUGUAGCUCUCAUAAUGCUUCAGACUCCUUUGUGUGUGUGUUGUUUUGUUUUUUUUUAAAUUCAGAGUUUGUUUGCAACAAAACUGUUCAGGUUCUCAUUUUUGUAACAUGAUUUUUUUAACACAAACAUGAGACACAGACGUUGGCUGAAAUGAUUCUGUCAUGGUAACAACAAUGUAUAACAUGUAUACAGUGUCACCUUUUGAUACAUUUACCUUUGGUACUUAUAAGUGUUAUAAAAGUGACAAUUAAAGUGUUCUAACAAAUACCACACGGCUUAGAACAUCAGCAGAACGGUUCCGGCAGUUCUGCAGCUAGUGUAGUGAGCUUGGGUUGGUCUGCUCUGCUGUUUCUGCGAGCGUCUACUCAGAAAAAUGCAGCUGCGUAAAAGUAACCGCAAACCAGACCAACCCUGCCGUUUCAGCAGCUGCGCCAUCUGCUGUCCGUACAGGGGCGUGGCACCCCUUUGUUUUUGGCUGCCUGGCUUGUAGGAUUUUGCACACCAACCUGUCACUUAACUGUUAGUCUCCUGGGAGUAUUCGGUCUUCCAUAUGUGUAACUGGUACCAACGUUUUGUACUGUGUAUGGAAAAGUGUUUAUGAAGACGUCAACGUCUCUGAAAUCUCGCUGUGUUUUACAUACCCUUACAUUCCCCGUGGAGAAGUGUUUUGUUUUGUCAAUGCAUGGAAUAGGCAAAUAUUUUGCUUUUUAAAAUCUUUUUUUUUUAUAUAUAUAUUUUUAUGCAUGACUUGAUAUUUUACGUAGAUGAAAUGGUGUCAAGGUCACAAACUAUUUCCUCCUCUUAAUGAAAAUGUCAAAUGUUGAGUUUAAAUGACGAGGUGUGACCAGGUUAAAAGUGUAAUUGUGUGUUUGCCUCCUGUUGGGUAUGUUUUACAUUAACUUUCCAUUGUGUAUGUGCUGUUAAGUCAAUGGCUUGCCCACCAAGUGAUCAAAUAAUUUUAAUUUUUUUUUUUUAUUCUUUUUAACACUGAUAAUCUGAGGAUACACUCUCAGCGACUUUAACCAGGAGAUGGUUGAGGUGUUUGUCUGGACCCUGGCUGGGGUAAAUAAUUCAUGAUCUAUUACCGUCCAAACCAAAAACAUCCCUUGCACUGGUUCUAUUCUGCUCUGCCGUGGGACUGGCGUUACCGCCAGCACGUCAUACUCCAGUGGCCCUUGGUGGAACUGCAGUAGGAACGGGUCUGCUCUGUGGUGCUGUCCCAAACCAGUUUUCCCCACACUGUGGUUUCUACAGGCAAAGCCCUGGUUCAGAUGUGUUCCCUCAGCCAGCGCGCACACACACUUGGUUUUUAUUUUGGAUGUGUUCUAGUAUCCUGUAGUUUGUAUGGCUUUGCCAAAAGGAUGUUAGUAUUAUCUUUUAAACUUUUCUUUAGUUGUUUUAAUUUUCUCUAAGUGGUAGUUGGGUUAGGCCUUUUGUAAUGAGGCCUGAGUAUUAAAGUCAGGAGUGUUUGAAUGGAUGUGAUGUAUUGAGAUGGUUUUUGGGUAGCUGAGAUGACGGUGUUUUGUUUGAUUUCAACAUGUGAACCUGUUUCAUCGCCUGUCUGUCAGACAUUGCAGCCUGUCACACCACCAACACACACACAGAUUCCUUCACAUUGUUCUGAAUACAAACACAAGUAGGUCCUGCAACAGUAUUGUGAUCUGAUUCCACAUUUUAUACUUUCAUCAACUAUUUAAUUAUUUUAAAAAAACAAAAAAACCUUGGUUCUGUGAACCAUGUGUGGAAAAAUGACCCCGAACUAAAUAAAGAAAAAGUUUAUCUUAA
This is a messenger RNA of Electrophorus electricus (electric eel), 6584 nucleotides long. RefSeq names its product bridge-like lipid transfer protein family member 3A (gene bltp3a). NCBI's taxonomy places the organism in Eukaryota, Metazoa, Chordata, Actinopteri, Gymnotiformes, Gymnotidae. The record is from RefSeq and is a predicted model, not a curated record.